ACCUUCUUCCUUCCAGUGGUGGGCAGGGUCGCUUGUGUUGACAAACAUUUAUUCUCUCAGUAGGGCGGGGAUCUAUUCAUUUUACGACUCAAAAUCUGUUAAAUAAACGCUGUGAUAAAUAUAUAGGAAUAAACAAGAACGGAUUGCUGAUUGGUGUUAAGUACAAGAAUGGGUUGCUGCUUGACUGUUGGACCAAAUGAAGCGCUCGUUGUGUCAGGUGCCUGUUGUGGGUCAGAUGCAAAGACGUAUGUGGUGGGCGGCUGGGCGUGGGCAUGGUGGCUUAUAUCAGACACUCAGAGAAUUACACUAGAGAUUAUGACACUACAGCCGAAAUGCGAAGAUGUGGAGACAGCGGAGGGAGUCGCCAUUACAGUCACGGGAGUUGCUCAAGUCAAGGUUAUGACUGACAAAGACUUGCUGGCUAUUGCCUGUGAGCAGUUUCUGGGAAAGUCUGUCAUGGAAAUCAAAGCUGUAGUUCUGCAAACCCUUGAGGGACAUUUGCGUUCAAUCCUAGGCACAUUAACUGUGGAGCAGAUCUACCAGGACAGAGAUCAGUUUGCUCGGCUGGUGAGGGAGGUGGCAGCUCCUGAUGUGGGCCGCAUGGGAAUCGAGAUCCUCAGCUUCACUAUCAAAGAUGUGUACGAUAAGCUGGACUACUUGAGCUCUCUUGGAAAGACUCAGACAGCUGCUGUACAAAGAGAUGCAGACAUCGGAGUGGCCGAGGCAGAGAGGGAUGCUGGGAUUAGAGAAGCUGAAUGCAAGAAGGAAAUGAUGGAUGUGAAGUUCUUGGCUGACACUAAAAUGGCCGACUCCAAACGAGAGCUUGAGCUACAAAAAGCUUCUUUCAACCAAGAAGUAAACACUAAGAAAGCCGAGUCUCAGCUGGCCUAUGAGCUGCAGGCCGCUAAAGAGCAGCAGAAGAUCCGAUUGGAGGAGAUCGAAAUAGAAGUUGUGCAGAGGAAAAAACAAAUCUCUAUUGAGGAGAGGGAGAUCGAGAGGACAGAAAAGGAGCUCAUCGCUACAGUCAAGCGGCCAGCUGAAGCCGAGGCUUACAAGAUGGAGCAGCUCGCUGAGGGAUACAAGAUGCAGAAAGUGCUGACGGCUCAGGCGGAGGCAGAGAAGAUCCGCAAGAUUGGAGAAGCAGAGGCCAUCUCCAUCUCGUCUGUGGGAAAAGCAGAGGCCGAGAGAAUGAGGCUGAAGGCUGAGGCUUAUCAGCAGUACGGGGAGGCGGCCAAAACUGCACUCGUCCUGGAGGCUCUGCCUAAGAUUGCUGGGAAGGUGUCUGCUCCUCUGGCUAGGACUAAUGAGAUUGUCAUUCUGAGUGGUGAUGGCAGUCGUGUGACCGGAGAAGUGAACCGUCUCCUCGCUGAGCUGCCCGUCUCUGUUAAUGCCCUCACCGGUGUGGAUCUGUCUAAGAUGCCUCUGCUGCAGAAGUUGACCGGUGCUCAAGCAUGAAGUCGAUCAGCUCCGUCUCCUCCAUGAUAUGUUGUAUGCACUCACACAAACUGCCUUUAGACGACUUGGGAAAUCUUUUUUCUUUCUUUUAUUCUUUUCUUUUUUUAUGGAAUAAAAACAAAAAACAACACAAAAAA
Danio aesculapii is the source of this 1592-nucleotide messenger RNA. RefSeq names its product flotillin 2b (gene flot2b). The transcript has 11 exons. The coding region runs from base 169 to 1455 and encodes 428 amino acids. Gene Ontology annotation, biological process: protein localization to plasma membrane; regulation of myoblast differentiation. NCBI's taxonomy places the organism in Eukaryota, Metazoa, Chordata, Actinopteri, Cypriniformes, Danionidae. The record is from RefSeq and is a predicted model, not a curated record. Gene Ontology annotation, cellular component: plasma membrane.